AUGAGUUGGCAAGAAGAAUUUGAUGAUGGCGAUUCAGAUGUGCAAGAAAUCGAAACAUUUCUGCAAUUCACACCCUUCGAAAAGAGAGAAUAUGAAGAAGAACUUGAUGCAAUAAGAAUAUCGAUUCAAAGUUCAAUUCGUAAAUAUAAUUCCAAUUUUCCUUUGAAGUUUUUACCGGAAAGUGAACAAAUUGUUCUAUCGAUCAGAAAUUUGAUCUCAAAUAUGAUUUCGUGUAAGUCUUUUUUAUUAAAUCAUGGAAACUGAAAUCGAUUUUUUGCAGGCGGAGAACAUAAAACAAAAAUCAACAAUUCGACGUUGCAAUGUUCAAAACCACAUCCGACAAAUAUCCUAUUCAAUUUAAUUUGCUCAAAUAAAAUUGAAAUUUCGGAUGUUUGCAAGGAAAUCAUUAAAAGUGUUAUUAAUGAUGCACAAGUUUUUUGGGUUGAAAAUGAUUUUGGAGGAGUCGAAAAACGCUAUGAACAAUUGAUGAAAAUGAUUGAAUUUGUCGGAAAUUUGAAUAGGAUUAUUGAUCAAUUGAAGACUAUCGAUUUUGAGGAAAAGAAUUUGGAAAAUGGUGAGAUGGUGGAAGAAAUAUGGCUCAAAAGCUUUAAAGACAAUUAUAUUUUUCAGAACUAGACGAAGAACGACCCAGAAAAAUGCGAAAAAUGGCUGAAAAUGAGGAAGAAAAAAAGAUGCGCGAAUUACGACGAAAUGUGCUGACAAAUCUGAAUUGCGACAAUUUGGCAAAGUUGCAUUUAAUGUCACACAUUGAAGAAUUGGCAAAAUAUUCAGAAAAAGCCAAAAAAUGGAUAGAAGAAGGUGGAGGAAUUCAGAAAAUCAAGGAUUCGUUGAUGCACACUGAACAUUCAGAACAUCAUCAGAAAAUUCAACGGGUUUUUGAGGAGAAAUGUGGCGAUUUGAAAGCGGCGAAAAUGAAAUGCUCGAAGAUUCUCAAGAAAUUGCUCGAUUUUUAUGAGUUUUAUCAGAAUAAGCGAGCGAUUGAAAUGCGAUUGCGUAAGGAUUUGCGAGAAUAUUCAUCGAUUUUUGAGGAUUUAUCGUUUUGGCCGAUUUUCGAGGAGCCUCGGAAACAUUUUGAGGAUAAUUAUCAUCAUGUUGAUGAUAAGAAACUGUGGGUUUUUUUUUGAGAAAGCCGAGAAAUGUCGGAAAUUUGGUCAACGCAACAUUUGAGCGAGUUUAUUGCUUUGGCCGAGCUCCCGACAUUUCUCGGUCACCAAAAUAGUUCGGUCACAUAUAUUUUUCUUUUCUGAAAUUAGUCGCUUCCAAAUAGAAAAAAAGGAAAAAAAUAAAAGUAAAACAACGACACUCGACUUGCCUGUUGUUUAAUUUUCACACACUGUUUGAGCGGAGUGUCGUUAUUUUAUUUUUACAAGAUUGCGCGUAGGAUUUGGUGUUUGCGGGCAGUCGGUGUUUUUCGCUCUUUCUUUAGGUUUUUUGUUAAGUAAAUGCAUUUUUAGCCUUAUUCAUCAGCAUUUGAACUACAUUUCGGUCAAAAUCGUGUGCAUUUUUCAGUUUUUUACUUCUAAAAACUGAAAUUCAGAUUUUUUUUUUGAAAACUUAACAUUUUUAGCGCUUAAAAUAAUUUUUUUUUAAGUUAAAAGAGAACAAUUCAAACUUGCUUUUCAGGAAACCGAAAAAAGAAAAGCAAAAUUGGGAACCUUUACAUCAUUAUCUGAAAACUUGUAUGGGAACGUGCGAUUUCAAAUUUUCAUAUCUUUAUCCAACUUAUAAAAUCGCAUCGGAUUAUGGAAUUUAUCGAAACAUAUUUGAUCAUUUUCAAUUGAUUGAAAGAUUGACAGCUGAAUUGAUCGAUAAUUUUCAAGUUUUGCUCAAAAAUCCGCAAUUUUUCGAUCAUCAGCAUUCAACUAUAAAAAUACGAUAUGAUGAAAAUCGUCGAAUCAAUGACAAAAAUCGACUGAACUCAGGAGUAAUUUCGCUAAUCAGCAGCGCUGCCCCGUGGACGCCGCAGCGCUGCUGAUUCUCCGAAAAUUCCCUGACCGAGCAGCGCUGCCAUUUCGCAGCUGGCCUCUCUGGCAGCAAUCGGCUUCAGCUGCCAUACACAAGGCAACUGUUGCUCAUCGCUGCCACACACAUGGCAACUGUUGCCCACUGCUGCUGUUCAAAUCGGCAGCGCUGUGGCGUCCACGCCGCAGCGCUGCCUGUACUUUUUGAGCAGCCCUGCCGUUCAGCUGCGAAUUAGCCUCUGAGAAUUGUGAUGUUUGUCGAGUUUCACAUAGUUUGGCACAUUUUCGUUUUGCUAUUGGGAAUAGUAGUUUACAUGGAUAUCAAAAAGCAGAAGGACAUUUUGGAAUUAUCAGAAUUAUUGAUUUGAUUUUGAAAGAUGAGGGAAGGGUUCGGAAAGAGGAUUUGGGGUGUGUGAAUUUGAAAUUUUCCACAAUUUAUUCAAAAAUCUUUUCAGAUUCUUUGAGAAAUAUCUGUUGACUCUCAAUGAAUUUUCUGGUUUUAUUCAAAAUUAUCGCGACGAAUUUUUGCUGGAUGAAAAAGAGAAAAUAUUGGCGAAAACUAGAAAAACAGUGGCGGAUUUUAGAAAUGAGGCAAUGAUAAGACAUGAAAUGCGAUGGAAUAUUUGGUAUGAAACUAUGAGAAAGGUUGGUUCAUUUCAAAAUUCAGCAUCAAAAAUUGACUUUUUUCAGACUUCCCACGCCAAAAAUGCUGAAAUUUUCGAAACCAGGAUGCCGGAAUUUUUAGAGAAAUUCAAAGAACUCGUGUAUAUUCUGAAUGUUGUUCAUCAGCAAAAUGCGGAGGAAACGUGAGUGUCAAGGAGCCGCGCCUUGAGAACAGAUGUGUCAAGGAGUCGCGCCUUGAGGACAAUUAUGUCAAGGAGCCGCGCCUUGAGAAUAUAUAUGUCAAGGAGCCGCGCCUUGAGAACAGAUUUGUCAAGGAGCCGCGCCUUGAGAACAGAUAUGUCAAGGAGGCGCGCUUUGAAAACAGAUAUGGAAAGCAGCCGCGCCUUGAGAACAGAUUUGUCAAGCAUCCGAGCCUUGAAAGCUUAUAAUCAUCUAAUUCAGGAAAAAUGACGAGAGUGUGAACAGCUGUCCGAUUUGCUGUCAAUAUUUCCACAGAAUCGCAAUUUUUCCAUGCAUUCACCAAAUUUGCGAAAAUUGUCUUCAGCGUAUGAUUGUUCAACGUCGUAUUCAAUACAGGUAUUUUUGGCGAAUUUCGAGAAAUUUCGAAAAAAAGUAUUUUUCAGAUCAAAUCCGGUUUCAAUUCUCUGCCCAAAAUGUCGUAGAAGUUGCAAAGAACACGAAAUAUUGAUUGGCGAAAAGCCAAAACGAGAUUUUGGUGGAAGUUCGAAAUUGAAGAAAAUUAUAGAAUUGAUCAGGCAAUUCUUGAAUGAAGAUCAGAAAAAUCGAAUUGUUAUAUUCACAAAUUUCACAGCUGGCGAUUCAAUUUGGAAAUGUAUUGUUGAAUAUUUGAAAAUGUCGAAGGUUUGUUUUUAUAUUAAUUCGAAUUUCGAAAAACAGGAAAAUUUGAAAAUUUCAGCUCGAUUUCUUUCUCAGGCAAAUCGUCCCACCGGCGCAACACCAAAUAGAAAAAAACACCGGUGUUCCACUUAACUAA
Messenger RNA from Caenorhabditis angaria, 3600 nucleotides. The record is from the annotation of a GenBank genome assembly. NCBI's taxonomy places the organism in Eukaryota, Metazoa, Nematoda, Chromadorea, Rhabditida, Rhabditidae.